Messenger RNA from Exserohilum turcica Et28A, 1506 nucleotides. RefSeq lists its product as uncharacterized. Gene Ontology annotation, cellular component: fungal-type vacuole membrane. Lineage: Eukaryota; Fungi; Ascomycota; Dothideomycetes; Pleosporales; Pleosporaceae. Gene Ontology annotation, molecular function: L-arginine transmembrane transporter activity; L-tyrosine transmembrane transporter activity; L-lysine transmembrane transporter activity. The transcript has 4 exons. Bases 1 to 1506 code for a protein of 501 amino acids. Gene Ontology annotation, biological process: amino acid transmembrane transport. The record is from RefSeq and is a predicted model, not a curated record.
AUGGCUACCUACUCUGCCAUCAGUCCCCAGCCAGACGAGGCAGAUCCCAUGUCGUUGAGCACGGCAUCGCUCAGAGGAAGAAGGAGAGGUCGAGGCAAACAGGAUGUCAGAUUCAAGGGCGAGGCGACUUGGAUCUCCAGUGUCAUCAACCUGGCCAACACCAUCCUUGGUGCCGGCCUCCUUGCCAUGCCCUCUGCGCUUUCGAAAAUGGGCAUCUUCCUCGGCAUAUUUGUCAUCGCGUGGGCGGGCACAACGGCGGGCUUUGGCCUAUACCUCCAGACCCGAUGCGCGCGGUACAUCGACCGUGGCCAUGUGUCGUUUGCGACUUUGUCUCAGAUGACGUAUCCGAAUCUCUCCAUCAUCUUCGACGCCGCCAUCGCCAUCAAGUGUUUUGGCGUCGCAGUUAGCUAUCUGAUUAUUAUCGGGGACCUCAUGCCGGGAGUCGUCCAAGGCUUUGCGCCAGGCGCUCAACACAUUACGUUUUUGGUCGACAGGCAGUUUUGGAUUACUGCAUUCAUGCUAAUCGUCAUCCCACUGUCCUUCCUUCGCCGCUUAGACUCGCUCAAGUACACCAGCAUUAUCGCCCUCUUCUCCAUCGCAUACCUCGUCAUACUGGUCGUUGCGCACUUCAUCAAAGGCGAUACUCUGGCAGACCGAGGCACUGUCCGUGUGUUCCACUGGGCGGGCCCUGUGUCGGCCCUCGCCGCGUUCCCCGUCAUCGUCUUUGCCUACACGUGCCACCAGAACAUGUUCUCGAUCCUCAAUGAAAUCGCCGACAACUCCCACUUCCAGACAACGACGGUCAUCUUUGCCGCCAUUGGUGGCGCGUGCGGGCUGUACAUCUUGACGGGUAUCACGGGCUACCUUUCUUAUGGCGACAACAUUCACGGCAACAUUGUCUCCAUGUACCCUACUGCAGCCGCCAGUACUAUUGGUCGUCUUGCGAUUGUCAUCCUGGUCAUGUUCUCGUAUCCUCUGCAAAUCCACCCUUGCCGCGCUAGUAUCGACGCUUGUCUGAAGUGGCGUCCAGGUCGAGGACGGAAACAGACCGAAGGGAGCCCGUCACGCGCCAGCCUGAUGAACAACACGACCAAGCCAGGCACGCCUAAGAGUACCGAAAUGAGCGAUCUCCGAUUUGCAAUCAUUUCGACUGUUCUGAUUAUUCUUUCCUUCAUCACUGCCAUGACUGUGUCAAGUCUGGAAAAGGUACUCGCCUAUGUCGGCUCUACCGGCUCCACGACAAUUUCCUUUAUUCUUCCCGGAUUGUUUUACUACAAGAUCUCGGACCCAGAGUCGGCCCACCACCAACGGCUCAUCAAGGACGAGGACGACGAAGACGAGUUUCAGAGCGGCCAAGUAGAGGGCUAUGUUACACGCGAGGGGCAUAUAAACCGCGAUCUGAGAAGAGGACUGCUGAGGAAGCUGGCGCUUGCAUUGAGCAUUUACGGAGUCAUUGUCAUGGUGACUUGUUUGAUCACCAAUACCUUUCUAGCAACCACUCACUAG